AUGGGGCUUCGAGAGUUCAUAGGGUCUGGCCGGAGACACAGAGACACCCACAGGCACAAGCAGGGACUGACAGCCCCGUGCGGUUUGCUCCUGGCGGCUCUGCGCGUCGCCCUCCAGUCGGCGGAGCUGCUGCUGCGCGGCCUCCAGCUGCGCCCGCAGCGCCUCGUUGGCCAGCCACAGCUGGGCGUUCUGCGCCUGCGCCUCCAGCUGCUCCGCGGCCCGGGUCUGCAGCUGCUGCUCCAGCUGGGGGUCGCGAGGGCAUCGAGGCUGCAGAGGGGCCCCUCCUCCCCGCGGUGCCGCUCGGCCCCGACUUCCCACAGCUGCCAGGCGGCGGACCCUGGAUACCAGGAGGGCGGGCUGGGGGCGUGGGCCGCCCGGACGCUCACCUCCCGCUGCCGUAGGCCCGCGCGCUCCAGCUCCUGCUCGCGGCUCUGCAGGUCCAGCUCCAGGCGGCCUCGCCGCUCCUCCCGGGGCAGGUCCUGGGAGGCGCGGGCGGUUCCUGAGCCUCCGCGGGCGGCCGCGGGGCAGGGGCCGGGGGAGGGACCAACACCGGGGAGGCGGGGCCAGGAAGACGCGCGCGCUUGGGAUUGGGCCCGCCUCCCCGGUGUUGGUCCCUCCCCCGGCCCCUGCCCCGCGGCCGCCCGCGGAGGCUCAGGAACCGCCCGCGCCUCCCAGGACCUGCCCCGGGAGGAGCGGCGAGGCCGCCUGGAGCUGGACCUGCAGAGCCGCGAGCAGGAGCUGGAGCGCGCGGGCCUACGGCAGCGGGAGCUGGAGCAGCAGCUGCAGACCCGGGCCGCGGAGCAGCUGGAGGCGCAGGCGCAGAACGCCCAGCUGUGGCUGGCCAACGAGGCGCUGCGGGCGCAGCUGGAGGCCGCGCAGCAGCAGCUCCGCCGACUGGAGGGCGACGCGCAGAGCCGCCAGGAGCAAACCCUACGAGAUGUGGUUGCAGUCUCGAGGAACAUGCAGAAAGAGAAGGUCAGCCUCCUGCGGCAGCUGGAGCUCCUCAGGGAGCUGAACACGCGGCUACGAGACGAGAGGGACGCCUGUGAGAUCAAGCAGCUGGGCAGUGGCCGCAGGAAGGCUCUGGCCUCCGCCCGCCCGCCGGGGCCCACCUGCUGCUGCUGCUGCUGCUGCUGCUCCAGCACCGGGGCCCGACCCCCAGACGCGGCUCAGGCCACCUUCCCAGUGCGCGGUGACCGGCCCCCCAGCUCACUGGGCGUGAACCUGGAAAGACUGCCCCUUGAAAGUGACUGAUCGUGGCUGGAGCGGCCCACCCAGGAUGCGGGCUCUACCCAGGGGAUGUCCAGCCCGCCUGGCUGUGGACGUGAAGGCACUGACCCGGGGUGGCCGGUGGGGCCCCUGUGCUGCCCUCUGGCUCUCGUCCUGUCUCCAUCCCAUCAAACCCAUCCCUGUCCCCUCCUCCAGAUAAACU
Molecule: messenger RNA, 1432 nt
Organism: Pteronotus mesoamericanus
Lineage: Eukaryota; Metazoa; Chordata; Mammalia; Chiroptera; Mormoopidae
Exons: 5
Coding region: 1-1254 (417 amino acids)
Source: RefSeq, a predicted model, not a curated record